AUGAUCCAUCACAAGAGGUUUGCCCAAUUAGUGAGGAAGUGGCAACGGAUCAAGGCAGACAUCAGAGACGACGACGCAUGCUGCACUACUUCGCUAUUUGCAGAUAAAGGCCACUGUGCCAUGUACAUGGCAGAUGGCAAGAGUUUCAAGGUUCCAUUGGCGUACCUCGGUACAAUGGUCUUCACUGAGCUGCUGCGAAUGUCCAAGGAGGAGUUUGGGACCACAAAUGAUGGCAGGAUAACACUGCCUUGUGAUGAGGCAGUGGUCAAGUAUGUGAUGUGCUUGCUCAGAAGAAAUGCAUCAGAGGAAGUGGAGAAGGCAUUCCUGAGCUCUGUAGCUAUGCCUUGCCAACAUUCAAGCUAUACAAUGCCACAUGCAGCACUGCAUCAGCAAUUUGCAGUUUGUAGCUCCUGA
Messenger RNA from Miscanthus lutarioriparius, 414 nucleotides. The record is from the annotation of a GenBank genome assembly. NCBI's taxonomy places the organism in Eukaryota, Viridiplantae, Streptophyta, Magnoliopsida, Poales, Poaceae.